UCCGAAUGAUGAGCAAGUCACGAUCCAUCGUCACUAGCUGUUUUACUUACCAUCCUGAUUUCACCAUGUGAUACCUUUCUUGUCAGCAUUCUCUGGAGUUUUGUGCCUUUCCUAUAUCCAGCAACAGCAUCGUAUUCAUUUGCGUCAGCUCCUGACAUGAAUUUACUCUCACAUCUGCGCCUCAUCAACGAACACAAUGUACGCACACUUCGCAACUCGCCGCUUGCCGAAACGGCGGGCUCGCUGGGAGAUCUGGGGACUCUGUUGCCACUGAUGAUAGCCAUGGCUGUCAAUGGAUCCAUCGAUCUUGGAAGCACCUUGGUGUUCUCAGGGCUCGCAAACAUACUGACUGGAGUGUACUUUGGGAUACCUUUACCAGUACAACCUAUGAAGGCCAUAGCAGCAGUGGCGAUAUCGCAAGGCUUUAGCAAAGAGGAGACUGCUGCUGCUGGUCUGGCGAUGGGUGUGGCAAUCUUCGUGUUGAGUGCUACUGGCUUGCUCAAAUGGCUGCACCGGGUAGUACCAGUCAGUGUUGUGAAAGGCAUUCAGGUUGGAGCAGGACUAAGCUUGGUGAUAAGCGCUGGGAGCAGCCUCAUCAAGCCGCUAGGCUGGGCAUCUCCAGCACUAGACAACCGUGUCUGGGCCAUCGCGGCCUUCAUCUUCCUUCUGGUCGCUGCACUGAUUCCACGGAUACCCUAUGCGCUUCUGGUUUUCCUGUUUGGGCUCAUCGUUGCGGCGAUUUCGACCAAGAACGAUCACCACGAAGCAUUUGCUGCUAUAAUCUGGCAUCCUUCACCGUUCGUCCCAUCUGGCAAGGCUUGGAGUACCGGCAUCGUCGAGGCCGCAGUUCCACAGCUGCCGCUGACCACGCUGAACAGUGUCCUUGCUGUAACUUCACUUGCCGCAAGUCUAUUUCCCUCAUUCCCGCCGACACCAAGCACCACUUCAAUUGGCUUCUCGGUUGCAUUUGCGAAUCUCGUCGGGUGCUGGUUUGGAGCGAUGCCGGUGUGUCACGGAUCUGGAGGGUUGGCAGGGCAGUAUCGUUUUGGCGCAAGAAGUGGCUCCAGCAUCAUAUUGUUGGGUCUGGUGAAGCUGGUGCUCGGACUCUUUGCUGGCAAUGCAAUCAUCCCAACAUUGCAACAAUUCCCGAAAAGUUUACUUGGUGUCAUGGUUCUCGCUGCGGGAGUAGAGCUUAGCAAAGUCGGGCAGAAUGUAGGCGAAGCAAGAGAUCUAUGGGAGCAAGCUGAAGAGGAUCACGCAAAUGACCGGGCGUCAAGGAAAUCACGACAGGCCACUGAACAGGAAAGCAAAGAUCGAUGGACAGUGAUGCUCAUUACUGUGGCAGGUUGUCUGGCCUUUAAGAACGACGCUGUCGGCUUCCUGGCUGGUCUUCUGUGGCAUUGGGGUUUGAAGCUACCUCAAGUGAUUGAGCGCAUCCGGUCCAGUCGCCGAUCCGUAAGACUGGAAGAGGUAGAACGGCAAGAUGGACUGGUCUCAUAACACAAAGGGACUUCAAUGACCUCCGGAGUACAGACUCCGAGAUGGUCGACGCGUUGCUACUCGCUGCCGAGAACAUGUGGAGGAGGAUCCCGAAGAAACCUGCUUUUUCACAAAUCUUUGGCGCCCUUCGCAAUUUUUGCGCCAGCCCUGCGUACGACCCUGAACACUUUCAUUUGACCUGACGUCCUGAGGAGCCGACUCGCAGAGCCUCACGAUAUCACGAUGAUGCCAAUGAUGCCAAUGUGCAGAAGUGGAGUACUCUUCGGCCUCAUUCCGGUAUCCGAGAAGAUCGCGCCUUGUGUAUCGAUCGCUCGAGGCCACAACAUGUAUCGCUCGAUGAAACGCUGCUCGCCUCGUUGCUUCGAAUGCUUGAAGGUAUGCAAGCCUGAGGACUCAGACGUUUGUUGAAUAGGUCGCUAUAAGAGUCCACCAAAUCGUAAGUCCUGCCACCACAGCCAGACUCAAAGCAAGACAAGCACAAAAAGCUUGAUGACAAGCUCAGUAGACUCGAUGACAAGCAACGUCUUGUCGAAGCAAAGUACUCUUGGCUUGAGAUGCGGCCCACAGUCAACAUCACUCCAUGCUUUGUGAUGUCAACUCGCACAUUCUCAAUGACCCGCAGGGGAACACAUAUCUCCGUUGACCAAACAUAUCUCAGCAGCCCAAAUUUUUGCUAGCGGC
Cercospora beticola is the source of this 2181-nucleotide messenger RNA. RefSeq names its product putative sulfate/molybdate transporter. NCBI's taxonomy places the organism in Eukaryota, Fungi, Ascomycota, Dothideomycetes, Mycosphaerellales, Mycosphaerellaceae. The record is from RefSeq and is a predicted model, not a curated record. Gene Ontology annotation, molecular function: molybdate ion transmembrane transporter activity. Gene Ontology annotation, biological process: molybdate ion transport.